CAGCGCCUGUGAACCGAGAACAGGAGAACACAACAGUCUACGUAGGAGUCGGGCACAACGCGCCAGAGGGAUUAUGGGCUGCGACGACAAGUGCGGGUGCACCGUCCCGUGCCCCGGCGGCCGGGACUGCAGGUGCACGUCGGCGAGGAGCGGCGCCGCCUCGGCGGAGCACACCACGUGCACGUGCGGCGAGCACUGCGGCUGCAACCCGUGCGCGUGCGGGCGCGAGGGCACGCCGUCCGGGCGGCAGAACAGGAGGGCCACCUGCUCCUGCGGCGCCGCCUGUGACUGCAUCUCCUGUGGCUCCGCCUGAUCGAUCCGUCGGCGGGCUCUCUGAGCCAUGGACAGAUGCACACAGUACCAAUCGGAGCUCAGCUACCUAUACUUCUGAGUUAGCAAUAAAUAAGUGCUUAGAUCUGUCGGAUGUGUGCGUGUGAACUCGUGUUUACUUGCUACUCGCAUCGUUAUGUAAUUAAGAACGAAUAAGAAGUCGAUUAUAUGUAGUACGUACAUAA
This is a messenger RNA of Lolium perenne, 515 nucleotides long. Its product is annotated as EC protein I/II. Lineage: Eukaryota; Viridiplantae; Streptophyta; Magnoliopsida; Poales; Poaceae. The record is from RefSeq and is a predicted model, not a curated record. Gene Ontology annotation, molecular function: zinc ion binding.